AUGAAGUUCACCACUCUUUACAUUGCUCUUUCAACACUUGUUGCAUCAUCAUCGUCAUUAUCACCACCAUCAUCAGAUGAGUUAAAGAUUGAUAUCCUCAAGCAAGUUGAAUGUAAGCGUAAAUCGCAAAAAGGCGACGCCAUAUCCGUCCAUUACAAGGGUACAUUGGAAGAUGGGACAAAAUUUGAUAGUUCAUGGGAUAGAGGAACUCCAUUACCUUUUGUCAUUGGCCAGAAUCAAGUCAUUACAUGUUGGGAAGAAGGAUUGUUGGAUAUGUGCAUUGGCGAGAAGAGAAAGCUUUGGUGUGCUCCAAGCAUUGCUUAUGGUGAGCGUGGUAUUGGACCUAUUCCGCCUAAUGCUGCUUUGAUUUUUGAGACCGAGUUGGUUGAUAUUGCUGGAGUUAAGAAGGAAGAGAGUGGAGGUGAUGAUGCUGAUGAUGGCGAGGAUGUUCUUGAGAAGGAUGAAUUGUAA
Messenger RNA from Lodderomyces theae, 471 nucleotides. Its product is annotated as peptidylprolyl isomerase family protein. The record is from RefSeq and is a predicted model, not a curated record. Gene Ontology annotation, biological process: protein peptidyl-prolyl isomerization. NCBI's taxonomy places the organism in Eukaryota, Fungi, Ascomycota, Pichiomycetes, Serinales, Debaryomycetaceae. Gene Ontology annotation, molecular function: peptidyl-prolyl cis-trans isomerase activity. The coding region runs from base 1 to 471 and encodes 156 amino acids. The transcript is spliced from 2 exons.